AUGGCAGUUGGAUUUCUAAAAACGAGUCCUUGUAUUACUGUGUCCUCAGGUAUAAAAAGUGUAGUUAGCAAAGGCAUGAAGCAGGAUGUGGAGGAUCAUCAAGAAAGAUUGUAUUGUUCUGGCAUCACAGGAACGCAGAAUUACACCUCUGGGACACAUAAUCGGGAGGUGAUUAUGGGAGAGGAAAAUGAAUGGGCAAUAGAAUCUGUAAGAUUUCCUGAGAGUUCUCUACUAUCGGACGCAAAUCUGGGAACAUUUGCUAGAAUGUUCACCCCCGAUUUGCCGCUAGAAAUCCCAGAUUUUUACUGUAAGAAACACCAGAAACCGCUCCAGUUAUUCUGCGCGGAUGACCAACUCACGCUUUGUGACAAAUGCACCUUGGAACAUAAAGACCACAUGAUGUACGGCGUGGAAGAGGCUGCUGAGAAUUACAGGAAGUUAUGUCAAGCAGUACAAAACGAGUUAAGGAAGAAACUUGAAAUAACUAAAAGCAUAUUGUCUGAUGAUCAAGAAAGAGUGGUGAUGGUUCAGAAAGAUGAACAUAAUUUCAAAGAGAUGAUCGAAUCAGAAUACAGGAUAAGGUUCCGGUUGUUAAAAGAAGAGAAUAAGGUGAAUGACCUGAGACCACCAGGGUGCUUGUUUGGCCUAAAGAUGAAAGAAACCAAUUUGCAUCAACCAGUGAGAUUUGCAACGGAGCUCGAGGAGCAGUUCCAGGAGAUACUACAGAAACUGCGUGAUUUGACAAGAGAGAACAUGAAUAAAUUGCAGCAGAAUGAAGUCUGGCUCUCUGAACAGAUCUGCAGCCUCCAAGGACUCAUUUCAGAACUGGAGAAGAUGUGUAAUGAACCCGCCUUGCCUUUGCUCCAGUCGGGAGACUAG
This is a messenger RNA of Elephantulus edwardii (Cape elephant shrew), 879 nucleotides long. Its product is annotated as probable E3 ubiquitin-protein ligase TRIML2-like. The record is from RefSeq and is a predicted model, not a curated record. Gene Ontology annotation, molecular function: zinc ion binding. Lineage: Eukaryota; Metazoa; Chordata; Mammalia; Macroscelidea; Macroscelididae. Bases 1 to 879 code for a protein of 292 amino acids. The transcript has 6 exons.